UGUAGGAAAAACGAUGAUGGAGACACGACUGUUUCUGUCGAGAAGGAGCAUUUUAUGGACGAUUUCUUCCACCAGGUGGAGGAGAUCAGAAGCAGCACCACCAGGAUCGCGCAGUACGUGGAGGACGUGAAGAAGAACCACAGCGUCAUUCUGUCGGCACCAAACCCCGAAGGAAAAAUUAAAGAAGAACUUGAAGACCUGAACAAAGAAAUCAAGAAAACUGCUAACAAAAUUCGGGCCAAGCUAAAGUCCAUCGAGCAAAGCUUCGAUCAGGAUGAAAGCGGGAACCGGACCUCAGUGGACCUACGCAUCCGCAGAACCCAGCAUUCCGUGCUGUCUCGGAAAUUCGUGGAGGUCAUGACCGAGUACAACGAGGCCCAGACUCUGUUUCGGGAGCGGAGCAAAGGACGGAUACAGCGCCAGCUUGAGAUCACCGGCAGGACCACCACGGACGCGGAGCUGGAGGAGAUGCUGGAGAGCGGGAAGCCGUCCAUCUUCACCUCUGAUAUCAUCUCGGACUCGCACAUCACCAGACAGGCGCUCAGCGAGAUCGAGUCGCGCCACAAGGACAUCCUGAAGCUGGAGACCAGCAUCCGGGAGCUGCAUGAGAUGUUCAUGGACAUGGCCAUGUUCGUGGAGACACAGGGUGAAAUGAUCAACAACAUAGAGAGAAACGUCACGAACGCCACGGAGUACGUGGAGCACGCCAAGGAGGAGACCAAGAAGGCUAUCAGAUACCAGAGCAAGGCCCGCAGGAAAAAGUGGAUAAUUGUGGCCGUGUUGGCGGUGCUGGUGGCUGUGCUGGCUCUGAUCGUCGGCUUGUCGGUUGGCAAGUGAGGGUGUGAUGGCGCUGGACGCUUGCCUGUUUGCCAGGGUGGCAGUAAGUAACUAACCAACUAAUUUACUUACUAGCUUUCGCAACUGGCCAAUAAUCAUGUUUCCCGACUUUAAUGUUCUUAAAAAUCAUAAAAGCCUGUCUGCUGAGCCUGGUGUCCUGUCCUUGCCGCCGCGUCCGCUGCGAAGUGCGGCACACCUGCAGCCUCGGCUCUGGGUUCUCGGUGGCCGCGGCCGGGGGCACCCGCGGGAGGUCCGACGCCCUUGCCCUGCCCUCGCUGCCUGGCCUUGCGGUUUGUGCCUGAGGUUGUCGCUUCUAGAACUGCUGCAGCUGGGAUUUUGCAGAAUGCACCAACGCGUGGUUUUUACUGCGGGUGGAGGGAGGAAACCAGUGCCUGAAAGCGGAGCCUUCCCGGACUUCUAAAUCUGCUCGGUUUGGAGUUCAGCCCCUGCUAAACCUUGAGCUGCUGGGGCCAGGCCCGCCCCCAGCGCUCCCGGUGUGCGGGUGGGGCGCAGGCUCGGCUCCCGGGCGAACAAAUCACGUGCUGGACCGGCUCCCUGCGGCCACAGUGCCCACCGCUGUGUGGUCUGGUUUUUAGGGCUGCAGAUUGAACCCGGCCUUUGCACUGACCAGCUCACCGCCCCUUAGUUUUAUAUUUUGAGAUAGGACCUCCCUGAGUUGCUCAGUUGCCCAGGCUGGCUUGAAGUUGCCAUCCUCCUGCCUCAGCCUCCUCGGGUGCAGAGUAGAGGCGGGUUUCUUUCUUCACGUGAGCAGCGUGUGUCAUACUUAGUGGCAGUGGGCCAGCAAGGCUUCAUCGUUGGUGAUUUUUCACCACUAAAACAGCGGUCCUUUCAGGAUUUCCAUCCUUCCUCUAAGCACAUCCGCUUCAGCCCUGCAGUGCGGCUGCACGAGUGCUGGGCUUCCGGCCUCACCUGAGCGCCACGGGGCGCGCUGACCUGGGGGAAGGAGGCUCCUGGGGUUACUGUGGUGCGGUCAGCAAGGGGGGCGCAGUGUGGGCCCCAUGGACGCCGCACGACCGCCGGGUUGGGCUCCGCAGCCAGUGCGCCCGCGGCCCCGCCCUGCCCUGCCGGCCGGGACGCCGCGCCCUGACGCUGUGAGCUCGGUCAGGCUGAAGCUCCCCCAGCUGACACAUGCUGAUUAAGAGACGUUUGCAUUAUGUGUAUUCCGUGUCACUCGUGUUUAUGUCUUGCUUGCGGAAGUAAUUUUUAUUGCCACAGCUGUUUUGUACAAUAUCUAUAAUUUUAAUGUUUGUAAAUUAAUCGUUUAAUAUAUUAACAUACUUACUCCGUUCUGUAUGUUAAGUGCUGGCUUGGGAGGGGCCUGGGCAGCACCCCGAACGCCCACGCGCCCGGCUGGGCUUGGAGUUCACCGCCCCGGGAGAGGCUGGCUGUGGCCCGUGCCCCCUCCGGGCCUUCUGUUGACGCUGACCGAGGAAGGCCGGGCUCCUCCGAAGUUAGCCCAUCCCCACCUUUUCCCUUCUCCAAGAUAAUAAAUAAUCAGUUACCGACCGUAAA
Messenger RNA from Chinchilla lanigera (long-tailed chinchilla), 2370 nucleotides. It is a transcript of the gene Stx2, whose product is annotated as syntaxin 2. Gene Ontology annotation, cellular component: synaptic vesicle; plasma membrane; presynaptic active zone membrane. The record is from RefSeq and is a predicted model, not a curated record. Gene Ontology annotation, biological process: exocytosis; intracellular protein transport; synaptic vesicle fusion to presynaptic active zone membrane. Gene Ontology annotation, molecular function: SNARE binding; SNAP receptor activity. Lineage: Eukaryota; Metazoa; Chordata; Mammalia; Rodentia; Chinchillidae.